This is a messenger RNA of Pimephales promelas (fathead minnow), 2085 nucleotides long. Lineage: Eukaryota; Metazoa; Chordata; Actinopteri; Cypriniformes; Leuciscidae. The record is from RefSeq and is a predicted model, not a curated record.
CAAACACACACAUCAGCCAUUUUCAGUUCGCUGUGCUCAUCCUCUCUCAGUUGAACACAAAGAUCCCGCAUCUGUCGAGCUGAGACACGAGAAGGAUGGACGAAGAGAAAGCGGGUCGCGCGCACGGACGUUUGUUUUGCUGAGCGCGUCACAGACACAAGCGCGUCUCCGCAGGGGGAUUCAUUAAUUCAUUAAUUCUUCUGAUUCAUAAGGCUCAAAUCAGUUUAUUAUUGGAGCGAGUCUGGACGUUUGGACGCGUCUGAAUCCAUAACUUCUCAUUAGGAGUCACGACCGAGUUCUGCUUGAAAACACCCGGAUAUUAAAAGCGAGCGGGCGUCCCGCGGGUGAUGUCCACUAUGGUGUACCCUCGAGAAGAGGCUCUGGAGCGGCUCACGCAGGAUGAGAUCGUGCUGAACACCAAAGCGGUGAUGCAGGGUCUGGAGACGCUGCGCGGGGAACACGCUACGCUCCUCAACUCCAUCCUGGACUGUUCCCAGCCGGCCGGAGCGCAGGACAAGUCCAGCCUGCUCCGCAAGAGCCUGCAGGACAUCGAGCUGGGGCUGGGCGAGGCGCAGGUGAUCAUCGCCCUGUCGGGUCACCUGAGCGCCGUGGAGUCGGAGAAGCAGAAGCUGCGCGCUCAGGUGCGCCGGCUCUGCCAGGAGAACCAGUGGCUUCGGGACGAGCUGGCCGGCACCCAGCACAAGCUUCAGAAGAGCGAGCAGAGCGUCGCACAGCUGGAGGAGGAGAAGAAGCACCUGGAGUUCAUGAACCAGAUCCGCAAGCUGGACGACGACACUUCGCCCUCAGAGGAGAAGCCCGGAGAGAAGGAGAAGGACAACCUGGACGACCUCUUCCCCAACGAUGACGACCAGGGGCCAGCUCAGCCCAGUGGUGAAGCGGCGGCGCAGCAAGGGGGCUACGAGAUCCCGGCCCGCCUCCGAACCCUCCACAACCUGGUGAUCCAGUACGCCUCUCAGGGCCGCUACGAGGUGGCCGUGCCGCUCUGCAAACAGGCCCUGGAGGACCUGGAGAAGACCUCGGGACACGACCACCCCGACGUGGCCACCAUGCUCAACAUCCUCGCGCUGGUGUACAGGGAUCAGAAUAAGUAUAAGGAGGCGGCUCACCUGCUGAACGACGCGCUGGCCAUCAGAGAGAAAACCCUGGGGAAGGAUCACCCGGCCGUCGCCGCCACGCUCAACAACCUGGCCGUGCUGUACGGCAAGCGCGGGAAACACAAGGAGGCGGAGCCGCUGUGCAAGCGGGCGCUGGAGAUCCGGGAGAAGGUUCUGGGUAAAUUCCACCCUGACGUGGCGAAGCAGCUCAACAAUCUGGCCCUGUUGUGUCAGAACCAGGGCAAGUAUGAGGAAGUGGAGUAUUAUUACCGCAGGGCGCUCGAGAUCUACGAGAACAAACUGGGCGCCGACGACCCCAACGUGGCCAAGACCAAAAACAACCUGGCGACGUGUUACCUGAAACAGGGCAAGUUCAAAGACGCCGAGACGCUUUACAAGGAGAUCCUGACCCGCGCGCAUGAGAAAGAGUUCGGCUCGGUCAACAAUGACAACAAGCCAAUCUGGAUGCAUGCCGAGGAGCGAGAGGAGAGCAAGGGCAAGAGAAAGGACUCUGGGCCUUACGGAGAGUACGGCAGCUGGUACAAGGCCUGCAAGGUGGACAGCCCCACGGUGAACACCACACUGAAGAGCCUGGGCGCUCUGUACCGCAGGCAGGGCAAACUGGAGGCCGCUGAGACGCUGGAGGAGUGUGCGACCAAGAACCGCAAACAGGGCAUUGAUGCGAUCAACCAGAGUAAAGUGGUGGAGCUGCUGAAGGACGGCGGGGGCGCUGGAGGGGACAGACGUCAGUCCCGGGACGGAGUAAACGGCCCCGGAGGCCCCCGAGGAGACUGUGAUGGGGACGAGGCCGAGUGGGCCGGGGAUGGCAACGGCGCCCUGCGCAGGAGCGGCUCGUUCGGGAAGAUUCGGGAAGCGCUGCGCCGCAGCAGUGAGAUGCUGGUGAAGAAACUGCAGGGCAGCGGCCCCCAGGAGCCACGAAACCCCGGGUGAGAUCACUCACAUCAGGGAC